Thunnus maccoyii (southern bluefin tuna) is the source of this 2164-nucleotide messenger RNA. RefSeq names its product 5-hydroxytryptamine (serotonin) receptor 6 (gene htr6). Bases 78 to 1484 code for a protein of 468 amino acids. Gene Ontology annotation, biological process: G protein-coupled receptor signaling pathway, coupled to cyclic nucleotide second messenger; chemical synaptic transmission. Gene Ontology annotation, molecular function: neurotransmitter receptor activity; G protein-coupled serotonin receptor activity. Gene Ontology annotation, cellular component: membrane; dendrite. NCBI's taxonomy places the organism in Eukaryota, Metazoa, Chordata, Actinopteri, Scombriformes, Scombridae. The transcript has 3 exons. The record is from RefSeq and is a predicted model, not a curated record.
GUUAAGGUCUGUAUCAUUGAGUGGUGCCUGAAGAGGAGCAUCAGGGGCUGGUACAUUGAUUGUUGCCAGCCAACACAAUGGCUGACGCUCACUUGUCUGGCUCCGUAGGAAGCUACAAUAGCAGCUCUCCUACCACCAGUGCUUGGAACAUUACUGGCAGCGGCCCAUGGUUGCUGUCCUUCAUGCUGACUGUCAUCAUCCUCAUGACAGUGUGUGGCAACAUGUUGCUUAUCGCUUUGGUGUUCGCCCAUCGCUCUUUGCGUUGCACCUCAAACUGUUUCUUGGUGUCACUGUUCCUGUCUGAUCUAAUGGUGGCACUGGUGGUCAUGCCCCCAGCCAUGCUCAAUGUGCUGUGUGGUGCCUGGGUGCUGUGGCCAGCCUUUUGCCCGGUCUGGCUUUGCUUUGACGUCAUGUGCUGUAGCGCAUCCAUUCUCAACCUAUGUGUGAUCAGCCUGGACCGUUACCUCUUCAUCAUCUCACCACUACGCUACAAGCAGAGGAUGACCCUCCCUCGGGCGUUGCUCCUGGUAGGAGCUGCUUGGGGGUUGGCAGCACUGGCUUCCUUCCUGCCCAUUGAGAUGAAAUGGCACAGCUUAGGUCAUGGUAGUGGACACUCAUCGGUCCCUGGGGUCAGCAGUUCUAACAUCAGCUCCUACUCUGACACACUGUACCCAGCAUCCUACUUUCAGCAUUCACCAUCUGGAGGCCUUUCCUUCCAGUGCCGUCUGCGGGUCACCCUGCCCUUUGCUCUUGUGGCAUCUGUACUCACAUUCUUUUUGCCCUCCAGUGCCAUUUGCUUCACCUACUGUCGGAUUCUUCUGGCAGCACGUAGGCAGGCGAAGAGGGUCGCAGCACUGAGCCACCCACCACACCCUCAUCCUUCUCUCGGGGAACCUUCCCGGCCUCCUUCACCUGGGGGUGCAGCAGGGCAAGCUCACCAGGACGGAGAUGACUGCAGUCAUCAGGAGCCUCCUGUGUCACAAAAUGUACCGCCGUCAGUGAACAGUGAGCGUCGUCUGGCUCACAGGCAGGGUCGGAGGGCACUGAAGGCCAGUCUGACACUGGGAGUCCUCCUGGGACUCUUCUUCAGCGCUUGGCUACCCUUUUUCAUCACCAACAUGGCUCAGGCAGUGUGUGAGUGUGUCCCCCCUGCUCUCUUCGACGCCAUCACCUGGCUGGGCUACUGCAACAGUACAAUGAACCCCAUCAUCUACCCGUUGUUCAUGAGAGACUUUAAGCAAGCUCUGGGAAAACUCUUGCCCUGCUGCUCCUCACGGUCGCCCAGACGACCCUCACCGGCGCUCUCCCUCUCUCUCCGCAACUCAGGAGAGAUGAACAUCGCCAGCAGCCCCCCCUCUCUCCUGGCCUCCGACCCUACCCACCCCCCCGCCACCGCCACAGAUGCUGUCAACCUGCUGGAUGCAGAGCAUGCUGGGAUCGAGUUGCCUCUGCUCCUGCCCAAUCAGGUGGACACGCUGGAUUGAUCUGCUGGAUGGAGCAGUCGGCUAGUAUGUUGUAAUUAUGUCAGGAUUUAAGGUAGAAGAGUGAUUCUGACUGAAAACAAAGGUUUACUCGCUGUGAGUUAAGAGGUGCAGCCCUAAGAGAAAUACAAUCAGUCAAAUAAUAACAGUGUUCAAAAAUUAAAGUCAAUUGUUUAUGGUAACAGAAAAAUGUCUUUGAAAAGACACAUUCAGAUUCAAAUUCAGUAUGUUCUAUGUUGAAUUGUGUGUUUGUUUCAGAUUAUGAAAUGUGGUUGGAAAAAUGAUAUAGGCGCAUUACCAAUAGUCAGACUAAUUCCAGUUAUCAGUGCCAUUAUAUGGCUCAAGUAAACUUAACAUGUAAACUCUAUAAAAGGCAGCGCUUCACAUUGGUAUGCAUGGAAAAGAGAAAAGAAAAAAGGCCUUGAAGAAGACUGACACCUUCACUGAAUUACCCCCAGCCUUAUGGAAAUCAAAUUACUGUGAUAAUAUCCAUAGCAACCAAGCAAAUGGAUGGAAAUUAGAAGGACGAAAUGAACGGAGAUAUAUUACCUAUUUUACAGCAUCCUCUAAAACCUGCAAAACACCAGUAAUAUUUACAGUUAUUUGAUGUCACAGCGAGUUCAGAAAAUAAAUUAUGACACUAUUUACAGUUUGUAAAAAAAAAAAAAUCGACUUCAUUCACA